GCCCCCUGGCGGCCGGUCGGGGGAGGCGCAGGGCCUGGCCGGAGCGGGCGCCGAUGGACGCGGGGCGCUGCCAACCGGGCGGGCGGCUGGACAUGAGCCACGGCUUCGUGCGGCACAUCCGGCGCAACCAGAUCGCCAGGGACGACUACGACCGGCAGGUGAAGCAGGCCAAGGAGCAGCUGCGGCGGAGGCUGACGCCCGCGCCCCCCCGGCCCCGCAGGCCCGACCAGCAGGUCUACCGCGCCGGCCGCAGAGGCGCAGCCGGAGCAGCCCCGGGUGGCGUUGAGGGCGAGUCGGAGGCGUCGAGCGGGAGCAGCUCCAGCAGCCGCGAGCGGUGCCCCCGUGGCCCGGCCCUCUUCUGCCUGGAGUACGAGGCCGACGGCGGCCAGGUCACCUCGGUGGUGGUCUACCAGGACAAUGACCCCGAAGAAGUGGUGGAGAAGGUCAGUGCCCAGAAUCAGCUGGAGCCAGCUUUGCACGAGGCCCUUCGGCAACGAGUACAAGAGGAAUUGGAGAAGCGGCGAGUGAAGCGCUGAGAGCCGUUGCAGGGAUUGAGAAAUGCUUUAGGGGAAAUGGCGCUGGGCCUGCUUACCAGCACACAGGACCAGGCUUGGGGGCUCCUCUUAUGCUGCUCAAGGGUACCAUCAGGAGCAGUGGCAGAAGGAAGCAAAUCCCUACAGCCCAUCCUUUGACAGAGCUGCCCCAAAAGAAAGCGAGCCAAAUUGUUGCAACCCAGACUUGCUGGCUGGCUCUGUAUUGUAGUGGUCUGCCUCUCCCUCCCCCUCUUGCAAACAUCCAAGUCGAGCCUGCUGUUUGCUUGGACGCCAGAGCCAGGCGGAGGCAGCAGGGUGUUGCCAGCUGCCUGACCCAACUUCUCAGGGUCUUGGAUUGAGGGUAGAGGCGGCUGCUGUGAAUUGGUUAUUGAAGGGAGCUGCUCCCUUGUCUAGAUGUGCAGCUUUUUGGUAGAUCAGCCAGAAGGACCUUUCCUCGUGCAGAAAGUAGACCGCUGGGCUGACCCAAGGGUGGGGUGGGGAGGAUGGGAACCAGCAGGGCUCUCUUGGAGGUCGUUGCCUUGCCCUCUUCCUGCCAGCAAAGGUUCUCAGAAAUGUGGCAUAGGGUUGUAAAUAAAGACCUAGAACCUGC
Molecule: messenger RNA, 1143 nt
Organism: Pantherophis guttatus
Lineage: Eukaryota; Metazoa; Chordata; Lepidosauria; Squamata; Colubridae
Gene: C9H2orf68
Product: chromosome 9 C2orf68 homolog
Source: RefSeq, a predicted model, not a curated record